Tuber melanosporum (Perigord truffle) is the source of this 2542-nucleotide messenger RNA. RefSeq lists its product as uncharacterized. Bases 466 to 1824 code for a protein of 452 amino acids. The record is from RefSeq and is a predicted model, not a curated record. Lineage: Eukaryota; Fungi; Ascomycota; Pezizomycetes; Pezizales; Tuberaceae. The transcript has 4 exons. Gene Ontology annotation, molecular function: protein binding.
CACCCCGAAAGGAAAUCCUCCAAUAGUUCUACCCAUCAAGAUAUUGCAGAACUUUCUUCGCUGGUCUCCCUCUGGCCCUUCCUCUAAACCCGAAAGGCGAGAAGGGACAGGACCCCACCUCACCUCAUUUGCUGGCCACCGGCUCUCCCUCAUACUUGUACUAAGCUUUUCGCUGCUGCAUAAUUCCGACUUCUUAACCCGCAUACACAUACGGUAAUUCCUAGUAUACAGCCCGCCGAGCCUCCCGCUCCCUGUCUCCAUCCGUCCAUCUAGUCUACCCACCCAUCCCUCCUUCUCAUCCCUAUCCACAACUUCCCCGUACCUCAGCUUCUCUGCACUGUAAACACCUGCUAGCGGCUCUAUCGCCAAACCUCAACAACUACUCACCCAAACUCGUUCACCGAAUCAUUCGCUUUUACUCCUUGCCAGUUGUCCCAUGCUCUCCGCUCCACGGGGAAUUGCGUCAUGAGCACUCCAGUGAAUUAUCUUAUCCCCCGCCAGAAGGACGAGCUCCAUAAAGCGAUUUUGGCGUACUUUUCCGCUUCUGGGCUCUCGAAUACAGGUGCCGCGCUGAGAGAGGAGCUCGGUGUUGGCGAUGAAUUUCUAGAUCAAAACACGAUGAAGAAGUACGAAGGCGUGUUGGAGAAAAAAUGGACAGGUGUGCUUAGAUUGCAGAAAAAGAUAAUGGAACUUGAGAGCCGAUUGUCCUCCUUACAAUCAGAAUUGGAUUCAGCAACCCCUACCUCGCUCACCCGUCGCAACGUCGAUCCUUCAUCUUGGCUGCCGCGGGCUCCUGCGAAACAUGUCCUCACUAGUCAUCGAAACUCCAUCAAUUCCGUCGCCUUCCACCCAAUUUUCUCGGUACUAGCCUCAGGCUCCGAUGAUACGACCAUCAAGAUUUGGGAUUGGGAGCUUGGAGAGCUGGAGAGAACAGUCAAGGGCCAUACCAAGGCUGUUCUAGACCUUGACUUUGGGGGACCCAAGGCGGGGGUGUUGCUGGUGUCCUGUUCAAGCGACCUCACGAUCAAGCUAUGGGAUCCAAAUAAUGAGUAUAAGAAUAUCAGGACCCUCACAGGCCACGAUCAUUCUGUUAGCGCGGUCAGGUUCAUUCCCAGCGCUGCUGGCGAAUAUCUGGUGUCGGCGAGUAGAGACAAGACAUUAAGAGUUUGGGAAGUUGCAACCGGAUACUGCGUCAAGACAAUAAGCGGACAUUCCGACUGGAUUAGGGAUGUAGAACCCUCUCACGACGGACGAUGGCUACUAUCUGCUGGAGGCGAUCAGACGACACGACUAUGGGAUGCCUCCACCGCCGAACACAAAGCCACAUUUCUAGGUCACGAGCAUGUGGUGAAUUGCUGUGUAUUCGCACCGCCAUCGUCCUAUCCACACCUGGCGACAAUUGCCGGACUUAAAAAGCCACCCCCGGCAACAUCGUCUUCAGAAUUUAUAGCCACCGGGUCUCGCGAUAAGACGAUCAAGCUGUGGGACGCGCGGGGCACGCUCCUGAAAACGCUUGUUGGACACGAUAACUGGAUCCGGGCGUUAGCUUUCCAUCCGGCUGGGAAGUACCUUCUCUCGGUCAGCGACGACAAGACCAUCCGGUGCUGGGACUUGACACAGGACGGUCGAUGUGUGAAAACGGUCGAUGAAGCCCAUUCCCAUUUUGCAACCUGUCUUCGAUGGGCACCAGCGCCUGCCAAGGAGCAGACAAAUGGAGAGGCAAAAACAAACGGAAUUCCAAAGGCGGGAGAAAAGGUUAUCAAUGUCCGUUGCGUGAUAGCUACGGGGAGCGCGGACAUGAACGUUCGGGUAUUUGCUUCGUGAUUCAUGGAGUUGGUUUGGGCUGAAUGCGGGCGUCAAAAGCAGGCGGAAGGGAUGUCUGAUUACAGCUCCACUGUUUUUUUCUUGUUUUUCUUUCUUUCUUAACCGCAACCUAGUCCUUCUUUCUUGUUACGGAGUUUACCCAUGAAUAGUUUCCUUUGUAUCAUCUUUCACCUCUCUCCCCCCGAGCAUUGCUUCGGUCUGCUCUUCAUACCUUUUGUGGUAGCUACCCUAAAUUCCUCCCCUUCUCUCUUGCUCCCUGCAUAUCAUUGUGUUUUUCCCGGUGGCAAUGCCAUGUAGAUUCGGGCAUAAUUAUCCAUAGUUUAGUCUCCAGUGCUGUAUUUCUUCCCUACCUAAUUAUCUUACUCAGGAGUUUUUUUUCUUUUUCUUUUUCUUUUUUCUGUAGAUGGAUUUAUAAGGUAUUUUCCUUACAUCAUACCCGUACCAUUUACCCUUUCCCUUUCCACCCUCAUCCUCAUCUCCUGAGGUGCGAUGGCGAUGCGGUAUGGUAGUCUAUUUUUUUAUUUUAUUUUUUUCCUAUUUAUUCUGCCGCGUGGUCGUGCUUUUAUUUUCUUCUCUUUCAUAUCUCAAGGAAAAAAAAGGAAAAAAAAUAGGUCAAAACGGUAUGGUAUUAUACCUUAUGGGAACGAAUGGACGGACAGAUUAGACUCUUUAAGCCUGCCAACUUAAAAACAAUCUCAUACUGUAUCAUUAUUAUAAA